UACAAAUAAGGAAAUUCAACACAAGAAUCUAAUGUACCCUCAAAUUAAAUAAUUGAUAUCUAGGAUAUUUGUUGAAAGUCAUUGUACUCCUAAUUUAUAAUCAUCACAGUAGUUAAAAUUAUUAUUCAAUCACAAUGAUCGUGAAAUUAGUUAUUGGGAUUUUGUUUCUUAACGCAGUUUCACCAAGACACGUGCCUAGAUAUUCUGAUUUGGACGAAGAAGAUCAACAUUUGUUCCGAGCUGCAUACGACACUCCCAGCUACGAUCACGAGGAACAGGAGGACAACGAAAUAUCCCUCGACAAGCUGGACUUGUUGAAAGGCGGUCUUUGGGCUGUGAAGGCGAAACUGAAAGAAUUAAAAGCAUUUAACAAAGCCCUCGCCGCGAACAUGCUCUCCACCAAAUUAAAGCUCAAGGAACUGCUAAAAAAUCAUAUGGUGCCCGUCAAAACUAUUAAAGAUGUCGACAAAAAGAAGACUUAUUAUCACUAUCAGCCAACGCCGUCGCAUCCACAAUACGAACAGUAUGCUGGACCUCAAUACGGCGCACCCCAGCACGGCUACGACCCGUACUACGGCCACUAAUUCUGAACAAUGCUACUGCUAAAGAAAUUAACUUAAAAGUAAAUUAAUUUUACACGCAAAUUUGUAUUAAAUUCUCUUCUUUUCUUUCAUCAAAAGAAAAAUAGUAGAAAUAAAAUCUGGCUCCAAGGCAA
Molecule: messenger RNA, 715 nt
Organism: Bombyx mori (domestic silkworm)
Lineage: Eukaryota; Metazoa; Arthropoda; Insecta; Lepidoptera; Bombycidae
Exons: 3
Coding region: 135-584 (149 amino acids)
Source: RefSeq, a predicted model, not a curated record